This is a messenger RNA of Trichoderma reesei QM6a, 1740 nucleotides long. RefSeq names its product aryl-alcohol oxidase. NCBI's taxonomy places the organism in Eukaryota, Fungi, Ascomycota, Sordariomycetes, Hypocreales, Hypocreaceae. The coding region runs from base 1 to 1740 and encodes 579 amino acids. The transcript has a single exon. Gene Ontology annotation, molecular function: oxidoreductase activity, acting on CH-OH group of donors; flavin adenine dinucleotide binding. The record is from RefSeq and is a predicted model, not a curated record.
AUGGCGGUCAGAGACGGAGAACACUUCGACUUCAUUGUUGUUGGCGGUGGUACUGCUGGCAACUGUGUAGCUGGUCGCCUGGCUGAGAAUCCCAAGGUCCGCAUCUUGGUGAUUGAGGCAGGUGUUGGCAAUCCACAAGACCAUCCCGAGAUCACCACGCCCGCCAAUGCCAUGAAUUUGCGUAACAGUGCUCACGACUGGUCCUACAAAAGCACCCUAGUGAAGCGUGAGGAUUACGAGCGCAUCGAAAAACCCAAUACGCGAGGCAAGGCCCUCGGUGGGAGUUCAUCGUUGAACUAUUUCACUUGGGUGCCUGGCUGCAAGCCGACUUUUGAUCGAUGGGCCGAAUACGGCGGCAAAGAAUGGACCUGGGAUCCUCUUGUCCACUAUCUACGCAAGAGCGCCACCUAUCAUGAUGAUCCCAAGCUGUACCUCCCGCAGCUGAAGAAGAUUGGGGGCGGAGGGCCUAUCCACAUAUCUCAUGCUGAGCUCAUUGAGGAGAUGGCCCCGUUCCGCGACAACCUCCAGAAAGCCUGGAUUUCCCGCGGCCUACCCAUUACAGAAAACAUCUACGAUGGCGAGAUGAAUGGCCUUUAUCACUGUGUUGAUACGAUCUAUAAGGGGGUGCGGUCUGCGAGUUGGGUCUUCUUGAAGGACAAGCCAAACAUUACGAUUCUGGCCGAGACACAUGCGAAGAAGCUGCUCAUCAAUUAUGCUGACCGCAUCUGCCGUGGUGUGCGGGUCAUGACGCCCGACGGCAAAGACCUCAACGUCUUUGCAGACCGCGAAGUCGUCCUUUCCGAGGGCGUCUUUGAGAGCCCAAAGCUGUUGAUGCUGAGUGGUAUUGGUCCUGCCCGCGAGCUCGCAAAGUUCAAUAUCGAUGUGGUUGUCGACUCCCGUCAUGUCGGGCAGAACCUCGUCGACCAUCCGGCUGUCCCGUUUGUGCUGCGCGUGAAGGAGGGCAUCGGCAUGGAUUCGGCUGUUCUUCGAAAGGGCGCCGAGAAUGAGAAGCUGCAAGCCAAGUAUAACAAGGACCAUUCGGGACCUAUGGGGUCGGGAUUCCUGGAAAUGGUGGCAUUCCCUCGGAUUGAUGACUAUCUGGAGAAGGAUGAGGCAUACCGCAGCGCCAAGGAGGCCAAUGGUGGACUUGAUCCCUUUUCGCCAGAGGGUCAGCCGCACUUUGAGCUUGACUUUGUGUGUCUCUGGGGCAGCGCGUUCCAGUGGCAUUUCCCGUUCCCCAGAGAGGGGGAACACACUACCGUCGUCGUGGACCUGGUCCGUCCAAUUUCAGAUCCCGGUGAGGUGACUUUAAGGAGUGCAGACGCUCUUGAGCAACCCGGUAUUAACCUGAAUUUCUUUGCUAAUGACCUUGACAUCAUUGCGAUGAGGGAGGGGAUUCGUUUCAGUUAUGAUGUGUUAACCAAGGGUGAGGGCUUCAAAGACCUGGUUAUUGCGGAAUCGCCGUGGGAGAUGCCCCUUGGCUCUGACGAGGAGAUGAAGCGCGCUGUCUUAGAUCGUUGCCAAACCGCUUUCCAUCCGGUAGGAACUGCGCGACUGAGCAAGAGUAUCGACCAGGGAGUGGUUGAUCCUUCGCUCAAGGUCCACGGGGUGAGGAACCUCCGCGUGAUUGACGCUUCUGUCAUGCCGGUGAUUCCAGAUUGCCGGAUUCAAAACUCUGUGUACAUGGUGGCUGAGAAGGGAGCCGACAUGAUUAAAGCUGAGCAUAGGGAUAUCUACUAG